Molecule: messenger RNA, 2539 nt
Organism: Bacillus rossius redtenbacheri
Lineage: Eukaryota; Metazoa; Arthropoda; Insecta; Phasmatodea; Bacillidae
Product: vacuolar ATPase assembly integral membrane protein VMA21 homolog
Exons: 3
Coding region: 86-349 (87 amino acids)
Biological process (GO): vacuolar proton-transporting V-type ATPase complex assembly
Cellular component (GO): endoplasmic reticulum membrane
Source: RefSeq, a predicted model, not a curated record
CCCUUGGUUUUGAUAUCUAUCUUUUUAUAAAAGUUGCAAAUGUGUCACAUGUCUAUCGUAAUGUAUAGUAAUUAAAACGAGUAAAAUGUCUGGUAAAGAAGUUCUUGAUCAGCGCGACCUCAGCGUGUUCACCAACGUGUUCUUCUACUGCUUCAACAUCAUCGCGCUGCCCGUCGCCUCCUUCUUCCUCAGCAAGACGCUGGUGUUCGACGGCCUGCUGCAGCUGACGCAGACCAAGAGCAGCGUGUGCUCGGCGGUGACGGCGGUGGUAGCCCUGCAUCUGGCACUCGGCCUCUACAUCUACAAGGCGUACUCGGGGCCGGACAAGCCGCCCAGCAAGCGUGACUAGUGUCGUGUCGCCGUGUUGGCGUGCCAGUACUAUCUGCGAGGCACGGGCGUGUUAUCUGGGUUGGCCGGCGGUAACGACGCUCGUUAGUGCGGCGCGCCCGGCUCUCAGUCGCCACGCCAUGCUGCUCAGGUCGGGAGGUGCGUGCAGCGUGCUGCGCAGCCUGUGCCACAGGUAACGCCGUGCGCAUGUCUCCGGUCCUGCCGUCGAAGGUUGCGCUGUAAGCAACUGCUCAGGGUGUGUGGUAAUGGGCGUAGCAGCAAUUUGUAAUGUUUCAGGCCCUUUUAAAUGUGUGAAAUAAAUGUUUUACUUUGUGUACCUGGUCAUUUCAGUACAUCAUGAUCUAGAGUGUAUCUCAUUAAUUAUUUUGUUUCUUCAUCACAUAUUUCUCCUCCACAAGUUGAAAUUAAAGUUGGCAGUUUGGUUAUCAAUGCAUUGGUAGACAAGAUUUUAUGGUUUUAUUUUUAGGCCAAUUUCAUUUCUAAAAUAGGAGAUUUUGGUGUUAUUGUUUUUAUUUUUUAUGAAUCCUGUUUUUUUUUUUUUUUUUUCCCCAUAAAGAUAGCUUAUUUUUCCACAAAUAUGGCACUUUAAGUGUUUCUUGAUGCUUAUUUCUCCAAACAGUGUCAUUUUGAUUAAUGCAUGAUGCACUUUUGCAUUAAUUUUUAAUCAACUAAUCGGAACAAUAAAAAUAAUUUGGAAAGUAGUUGUGUCUGUUCAAAUAUGUACCUACAUUGAUUUGUAAAAAUGAGUUACUAAUAUAAUAACAGCUGUGAAUUAAAAAAAGAAGAAAAUUAGCAAAUACAUUUUGGUACUAACGUCAUGUUAAAUGAAUUACCUUCAUUGAAUUUAAUGUAUUAAAAGAUUGUUUUAUUGUAAAUGAAAUUAGUGUUUGUAUUAAAAAUUCUGAUAUUUUGUGGUUUUAGUUGCAUUUUGGUGCUUUAUGGUGUAUUAACUUACAUUUUGUUGUUAUAUGUUGCAUUCACAUGCUUUUCUGUGUUACUUUGGUUUUAUUGCAAUUCACCAAUUAAUCUUAUCCCUAUUAAUUGGUCUUGUGAAUCUUUUUGCAUCAUUUUUAUGUUCAUGGAAACUUUAAUUCAUGGAGGGUAGAAUUAUUUAGGCAUUAUGAAAACACUAGCCGAUAAAGAGACAGGAAAGCAGGAAUUUGAAUCAGGACUAGAACAACUUAAACCCCACGUCACGCAUCAGCAGAGAAGACGGUCCAACUCCUCACUCGCGUCUCACCACGUGUCGAGGCUUGCAGGACUUUGUGCUCUAGAGCACGCCGAACAGUUACUCUUCUUUGCUGAACAUAUAUCUAACAGAAUCAUUAUAACUUUCAUUAAAAAAUGAAAGGUGGAGAAAUAUUUUAUUGCAGGUGUUGAAUAUGUUAAUUUUUUCCCCCCUAAACUAGCAAAAAACAUUUUGCUUCAGGAAAGUCUUCAUGUCCCAUGUCAUACCUGAUUAAUACUUUCACUGUGCUCAACUGUUUUUUUGGUAGUAUAAAGUAUUUUAAUUACAAGGUGGCCAUUAUUGUUAUAUAGAUAAUAGGAUAUGGUAGGUGGGGAAUUAGAAUACUUUGUUGAAGGUUUGUUAGGGAUAAUGCAGCCGAGUUGUCAAAGCAGUAGAUUAGCGGUAGUGCCUCCGUUCCUAGGCCGACUGCAGGACAGGAUGGCAACCAAACAGAAACAUAAACAGUAGUGGAAGGGAAUCGUACAAAUGUCUGAUGAUGACAAAUCUCAGCCAGAGACUAUGCUUUGAGAAGAUCUAUCUGAAGAGUCCCCCAGUUCAAGAUGUGUUAUUUGUGCAAAGAAAACUGCCACAUGAUGAAACAUUACCAUAUUUAAUUGAUUUUUACAAAUAAUGGAGACUGCAGUGGUAUGUCACACCGACCAGGCAAUGCAAUGUGAUCAGAGCACUUCAGGAAACCUGUGUGAAAGCAACUGCUUAAGUUAUCAUGAGAUGAUCACUACGCACAUCUGAGCUGGCCAGAUUAUUGUAGUAUUUAUUUAUACAAACUCUAAAAAAUUUGAACUUAUCUACAUCUCUGUAUAUCACUGUAACAAAGUAAUAAAAACUGUGUACCUGGUUAUUCUUUUGUACUGAACGAUUCUAAACCUAUUGUGCAACUAGUUUGUCUGUAUUUUAUAAGCAUCUGCUCAUAACCAGAUGCAAGAUAAAGAUGUUAUUUCCAAA